Molecule: messenger RNA, 648 nt
Organism: Pocillopora meandrina
Lineage: Eukaryota; Metazoa; Cnidaria; Anthozoa; Scleractinia; Pocilloporidae
Source: the annotation of a GenBank genome assembly
AUGCAGAGAAUCGUUUACAAUGGGCACAAGAGAGUACAUGCUAUCAAGUUUCGGUCGGUUGCUAUACCUAAUGGGCUCAUUGCCAAUAUGUUUGGCCCUGUGGGUAAGUGCAAUUGAACAAUAUUACUUUAACACCAUCAGCAAAAAUAUGGCUAGCAUUGAUUUGAAUAACCUGAUGCAGUUUUUUUUUAAAGGUCAUGGCUAAAAUUUAAUGAAAAGUCAUUUGCUUAUAUACGGCAGUAUAUAAAAAGUACUGCUUGAUCUUACAAGUUUGGAGCAAAUGUAAGAACAAAAGAUCACUACUAUCACUUCUGUUGCUGUAUAUUAAAAUUAGGAAGUUGAUCAAUAUAGUAAGUAGCUUAAGUUUAUUAAGUUUUAUUACUUUGCUUUUUUUUCUCUACUUUAGAGGGUAAGAGGCAUGAUGCAGCGAUGUUGCAUGAUUCUGGGCCACUUCAUGACCUGGAAGCCUAUGCCUACUCAGUAACAGGGCUAACAAUGUGUUUAUAUGGCGACCCUGCUUACCCCCUCAGAGUCCAUCUUCAGGGGCCAUUCCGGAACCCCCACCUUACUCCCUUGAUGGAAGCAUACAACAGUUCAAUGAGUUCAGUAAGGGUGUCUGUAGAGUGGUUAUUUGGAGAUAUCAUAGAA